Molecule: messenger RNA, 1650 nt
Organism: Arabis nemorensis
Lineage: Eukaryota; Viridiplantae; Streptophyta; Magnoliopsida; Brassicales; Brassicaceae
Source: the annotation of a GenBank genome assembly
AUGUGGCAACGGAUCAUUGCCUUGAGCUUAAGCUCAUGGCUGCUACAGCCACCGAUUGCUCUGCAUAUUCGCCGAGUAUCCACUGUCUCGGUCAUAAAUUGGUUCGUUUCCUCUCUGAAACUCCAUGGAACAAAUCUCAAAACAUUGAAGCAAGCUCAUUGUUCCAUGAUCAUAACUGGUUUAAACAGAGACAAUCUCAUCGUUGCCAAAUUCGUCGAGGCAUGUUCCAAUGCUGGAGAUCUCAAAUAUGCUUACUCUGUAUUUACCCACCAGCCAUUACCCAAUACUUAUCUCUGUAACACCAUGAUCAGAGCUUUGUCUCUCGUCGACGAACCCAAUGCAAACUCAACUGCGGUUUUAGUUUACAGAAAGUUCUGGGCUUUAUGUUCGAAGCCUGACACGUUUACUUUCCCUUUUGUGUUGAAGAUUGUUGUUCGGUUAUGUGAUGUUUUGUUUGGGAGACAGGUUCAUGGCCAAACGGUGGUUUUCGGAUUUGAUUCUAGUGUCCAUGUUGUUACAGGUUUGAUUCAGAUGUAUUCUUCGUGUGGCGGUUUGGGAGAUGCACGUAAGGUGUUCGAUGAAAUGCGUGUUAGAGACGUGACUGUUUGGAAUGCCUUAUUAGCAGGGUAUGGAAAAGUUGGUGAGAUGGAUGAAGCAAUGGGUUUGCUGGAGAUGAUGCCUUGUUGGGUAAGGAAUGCGGUUUCUUGGACUUGUGUGAUCUCGGGAUACGCUAAGAGUGGACGAGCGAGCGAAGCCCUUGAAGUGUUUCAGAGAAUGCUGAUGGAGAAUGUUGAGCCCGAUGAAGUUACGCUUUUGGCAGCACUCUCAGCUUGUGCUGAUCUUGGUUCACUUGAAUUGGGUGAAAGAAUAUGUAACUAUGUUGAUCAGAGAGGGAUGAAGAGAGCGGUUUCAUUGAACAACGCGGUCAUCGAUAUGUAUGCAAAAUCAGGGAAUAUAACAAAGGCAUUGGAGGAGUUUGAGAGUUUUAAUGAGAGAAAUGUGGUUACUUGGACUACUAUAAUUACUGGACUGGCUACUCACGGGCUCGGAGUUCAAGCCUUGGAGAUGUUUAACCGUAUGGUUAAAGCUGGCGGGAAACCAAACAAUGUUACUUUCAUUGCAAUCCUUUCAGCUUGCAGCCAUGUCGGUUUGGUUGAUCUUGGGAAAUGUUUGUUUAGCUCAAUGAGAUCGAAAUACGGAAUUCAUCCGAACAUUGAGCAUUACGGCUGCUUGAUUGAUUUGUUAGGACGAGCAGGUAAACUCCGAGAAGCGGAAAAAAUUAUUCGAAGCAUGCCCUUUGAGGCUAAUGCUGCAAUAUGGGGAUCUCUUCUUGCUGCUUCGAAUGUUCAUCAUGAUCUUGAGCUUGGAGAAAGAGCUUUAAAUCAGCUGAUUAAGAUAGAACCGAAUAAUAGCGGUAACUACAUGCUUUUAGCGAAUUUGUACUCGGAUUUAGGGAGGUGGGACGAGUCGAGGAUGGUGAGGAAGAUGAUGAAAGGAACCGGAGUGAAGAAAAUGGCUGGUGAAAGCUCCAUAGAAGUUGAAAACAGAGUAUAUAGAUUCAUAUAUGGUGAUGUUUCGCAUCCUCGGGUCGAAAAGAUUCAUGAAUUUCUACAAGAGAUGGAUUUGCAAAUACAGAGUAAUGAAAUUUGA